CCGCCCCUCCCUGCUGGAAGAACUAUAUAGAUAGCAAGCAGGAAGACAGGUGAGCUAGAACCGAGAAGAUUGACACCGCACUCACUAGGUACUUCAGUCAUGUCUCUGUACCCAUCUCUAGAGGAUCUGAAGGUGGACCGGACCUUACAGGCUCAGUCCAUCCAAGUGAUCGCCCAAUCACAGCCUGCAGCCAUAAUGCCACCUUUGCCCUCCACCAAUGGUCUAUACCCAAACCUGACAGAACUCAACAAUUACAUGGGACUGUCACUGACUGACGAGGAGUUACAGCUCAAUAUGUCACUGGUUCCAUCUGGAGGAAAUGCGGUGGCAAUCCCUCAAACCCUCCAUGGUGGUCUAGUGGCUCCAGUCACUGGUAAUGACAUCGGUCUGAGACGGGCAGAAAUUAGGAAUGGAAUCCGGGAAGUUAUCCUAUGUAAGGACGAGAAUGGCAAGGUGGGCCUGAGGCUGCGGGCUGUGGAUAAGGGGGUGUUUGUGCAGCUCGUCCAAGCCAAUUCUCCAGCCUCCCUGGUGGGCCUGAGAUUCGGGGAUCAGAUAUUACAGAUCGAUAACCAGGACUGUGCUGGGUGGAGCAGCGAACGGGCUUACAAGGCACUGAAGAAAGCAGGACAGGACAGGAUCAGCGUAAUAGUCCGGGACCGCCCAUUCCAGCGUACCGUUACCCUACAGAAGGACAGCUCAGGACAUGUAGGCUUCAUCUACAAGAAGGGAAAGAUCACAUCACUGGUAAAGGACAGCUCGGCUGCCAGAAAUGGGCUGCUCACCAACCACUACCUGUGUGAGAUCAACGGGCAGAACGUCAUUGGACUCAAGGAUAGCCAGGUAGAAAACAUUUUGGCAUCAUCCGGCCGCAGUGUCACCAUCACCGUGAUCCCUACCAUCAUCUACAAUCACAUUGUAAAAAAAAUGUCAUCUGGACUCAUUAAGAACGCCAUGGAUCAUUCCAUCCCAGAGGUGUAAAGACACCUGUCUGGAAAACUAUGUAUGUAAGCACCUGAAGUAACAUGGUCAAUAGCCUGAAGGUGCGUCAAGUCCUAAUAUGCACUUUAUAUAUACAGACGUGGACAAAAUUGUUGGUACCCUUUGGUCAAUGAAAGAAAAAGUCACAA
Bufo gargarizans (Asiatic toad) is the source of this 1127-nucleotide messenger RNA. It is a transcript of the gene SDCBP2, whose product is annotated as syndecan binding protein 2. The transcript has 9 exons. The record is from RefSeq and is a predicted model, not a curated record. NCBI's taxonomy places the organism in Eukaryota, Metazoa, Chordata, Amphibia, Anura, Bufonidae. The coding region runs from base 100 to 978 and encodes 292 amino acids. Gene Ontology annotation, cellular component: cytoplasm; plasma membrane. Gene Ontology annotation, molecular function: protein binding.